UAACCACUGUGCCACCGACGCACAUUUGAUACACAGGUGCUAGAGUAAGACACACAGGAGGCAGAACUUACGGUCAUUAUCAUUCGAUCAAUUUAGAACGAGGCAACAGUAAAGAAUUGACACCAACUUCAGACAACCUUGAAAUAGACAAUCAGAUUCUUCUAGGUGAAAAGUGGUACCUAAUUUACAGAGUAGUGUAUCUGCGAUAUAUAUGUAAUAAAAAUGGGUCAUUUAAAGUUUACAUCUCUAAUUGCUGGAAAAGCUGGUCCCAGAUUCUCGUAGAAGUGCUUAUAGACAUAUCAAACCGAUGUAUUCUUUAUUUCUCCAGCUGUAUCUCCUAUAAGAGAUACUGGUUGCAUAAAAGCUAUAUAUUAGUAAGGGAGACCUUUGAUUUCGAGAAGAAAGUGUUCAAAAAGUCACAAGUUAUGUAUGACUUACCAACUUAUACAGACUUCCUCAUAUAAAGCGGUUGCAUCUGAAUGUGUAGUCCGUCAGUACUUUUGCACAGUCGUCGUCCGUCGACAUAUGCAUGUUUUAUUCCUUCCCUUGAACACAUUCUCCACAGAGAAGUCAUAAAGCAAUUCUAAGAAACAUUUGCAACGAGGAUUAUGACUGGCGACGAUAUGUGAUUCUGAGCUAUCUGACUGGUCAAACCAAGGUCAUUUGACUUUGGUGUCUGUUGUUUACUCUUACACUUGUUUGUUUGCAUUAGUCAAUGUGAAAUCACUCAAAUUCAUCAAUGAGAACAACUGCAUGUAAUUUGUAUGGAUAUACUUAAAUAUGUAUCCGGAGUUAUUGAGGUCGAUUUUCAGGCUUUAAUACUAAUAUGUAUUAAGUAUCACUUCAUCACGGUUCAUUAAUUUUGGAUGAUUAACAACAAUGUUCAGUCAAAGCAAACCAAACCGGUCUGAUUUUUCGUCGUGAAAAUAUCUUCGCGAAAUUGGGAAGUAGGAAAUAGUUUAUAUAAACCGAUUAAUAUACAAGUCAGUGUUGUUGACUGUCCAACAAUCGCGUCCCAAGGGAUGUGAACGCACGGGUGACUUUCAGCCGACCAAUCAUAGAAAAUGAGGAAUUUCUGCACAAAAGAUGACGUAUAUUUACAAGAAAAUGCAUGAAAACACAUUAUGCAGGUUAUCCUUCUCUGACAUGACUUAGAAGUACGUCAAAAUUGUAACGAGGAGUUUCAGUUGCUAAGUUAGACUAGUUUCUGCACAUGUAUUCACCGAGGUGACUGAAGACGAGCUGUUUUGUGAAUCGUUCAUCUCUCUUAUCCUGUUGUGCAGUCUUCCCCAAAAGCCCUCGGUUGAAUUACUAUGCUUUCCAGUAAGAGGAUCGACAACUAAUUACCAGGAAAAUAUGGAUAAGAAAACAGAUUAAAAUAGAUGACAUCAACUAUUAAUCUAUCCCUAGCCGUAACCCUAACCUUAAUGCUGACCCUAACACUGACCCCAAACUUAAUCCUAAUCCGAACCCCAACCCCAAAACAUACCUUAAUCCUAAUCCUAACGAGCUAUUAAUACAUUGUCGAAACGGUACUUAGAAACGUGAUCUGAGUGAAAUUUUCUGCUUAGUUGGUGAAUAACGUUGAUAUUUCAGCUAUGAUAAUGACAAGUGCCGUCAGCCGACGACUUGUAUGCGUUCAAGGUCAUUGGUGCUUUCGGACUCCUGGGACGCUAUUGUUGAACUUUGCCGUUAAUAAUACUUGGAAAUAGAGAACUUUGAUAUGAGAUCAGUUGCUUCAAUUCGUACCAAUAAUUUAAUCUAAAGAGUUACUUUCAAAGUUAAUUUUCCUUCUUCAGUACAUAUCUGUUCAUAAUAUUUCCUUUCAAACUGUUGAACACAAUCCACAUAAGCACAGUGAGUCGAACGUGGGAUAAAGGGGAUAAAAUUCAACAUGACUUGUCCACCUUUUCAACGUAUAUUUAUGUCCGGAAAUAUUUUUCACGUCCCGCCUUUUCUUACUUAACCCACACAUCCCAGGUUUUUACACAUAUGUCCCAGGAGCAGAAAUGACAAAUUACCCAUGUUUCGAACGAAAAACUUACCCAAUUUCUCAAUAAGUUCCCUUGUUUUUACCCACUUCUCGAAUGAACUGAUUACCCACCUUCGCCCUGUACUCUGUUAACUACCAAACAGAAUUUUCCUACAGUGACAAGCUUAAUGAUUAUUGUCUUUAGAUUCUAAUAUCUCUACAACUCCACAUUCCAGUGAUAUAAAAUAAGGCUUUUACAGUGUGGGGAUAAUAUUUAUACAGUCAAAUACAGCUUUCAUAAAAAUAGUGAGAGGUGAAAACCGUUUGCGAAAUUGAUUUUAUACAUUAUUUUGGGGAUAAUGAUUGGCUGUGACCAGGUUGACAGACAUUGUAAGACACCUGUAGUAAAGGAAUGGAGGGAAAAUUUGAAAUAACAACGAAGUAAUUAAAGAAGUUAGACAUUUGUUUAUUGAAACUACCUCUUCUGAUAAUUAUUCUCCUUUUUUCCGAGCUCGUUGAUCAUGACACCAGCUUUUGGUGGCUUUGGCUAACACUUCGAGUGUUUUCUCCUCGGUGUUCCCCAGUUCCAUCUGUGUACGAAUGAUGACGUGACGACCAAUAACAUUGCUUUUUGAUAAAAUCACAGACUUUGUUGUGUGAGAGCUCCUUGGACGCAUUUGGGGCCUGUUCCUUUGUCCCUAGUCUUAUACGACACACUCAGUGCUGUCAUAUUUUUGUCUUUAAGUAGACUUAUGGCUUUUAUAGAUGGUCAUGUCGGAAAUAAUCAAUCCAGACGGCCAGUGCUGUAUUUUCUAUUACUAAUUUACGAAUAGGACUUUAGCUCUCGAUAUCUCUCGUCUUUUUUGAGAAUGUGCUCGUGUAUGGAGCAUUAGAUCAAUUCGUUUUGACAUAAUUGCUUCAGAAUAAUGAUUAGUCUCAGAAAUUAUAUUCAAUAUUUUUGUUCGCUAUUGCUCAGACUUAGAAUGAAGAGUAGCAAAAGAGAAUGCAAUAGGAAACGUAAAACGAAACCACUUUGUUGGGAAGAACAACUAAGCAGGCAGAUUCAGUUUGUGGAUGUCCACCCAGAGGCUAAUGAAACUUCUCUUGCAGUUGAUGAGGAGUCAGUUGAUGUUACGAUUAUAAGGAGUAAUUCGUCACAUGUUGCAAAACAUGGUGGCCUUCGAAAACCAUUCGUUUCAAAACGUUUUGAGGCAGAGACUGUAAUAGAUUUCAAUCAGUUGUGGGUUUCUGGUGAAGACCUUUUAUCUCACAGCAGCAUACGUAAACACCGUGAAGCCGCUCACAAGUGUGAAGCAGUCAUAUGA
Molecule: messenger RNA, 3297 nt
Organism: Trichobilharzia szidati
Lineage: Eukaryota; Metazoa; Platyhelminthes; Trematoda; Strigeidida; Schistosomatidae
Source: the annotation of a GenBank genome assembly